Messenger RNA from Micropterus dolomieu (smallmouth bass), 1791 nucleotides. It is a transcript of the gene ebna1bp2, whose product is annotated as EBNA1 binding protein 2. Gene Ontology annotation, biological process: ribosomal large subunit biogenesis; rRNA processing. Bases 76 to 1026 code for a protein of 316 amino acids. Gene Ontology annotation, cellular component: nucleolus; nuclear periphery; preribosome, large subunit precursor. Lineage: Eukaryota; Metazoa; Chordata; Actinopteri; Centrarchiformes; Centrarchidae. The transcript is spliced from 9 exons. The record is from RefSeq and is a predicted model, not a curated record.
AGUCGUCUCCACAUACAUGCACACACAGCAGGCUUCUUCAUGUUUACAGGCAACUAGAUCACAUAUUCUCAUUUUAUGAUUGUCGAUACCAGGACUAUGGAGCCACUAGAGGAGGAGGCGCUGCUCGGACAGGAGUCAGAGGAGGAAAACAGUGAAUUAUCAGACGAUGAGCUCCAAGAAGCCUUUUCAAAGGGAUUGUUGAAACCAGGGAUGAAUGUUCUGGUGGAUAAACCAAAAAAGUUUGUCAACAAUAUGGAGGGUUUGAAACAGUGCCUUGCUGACUUCUGUAAAGACCUUCCCUGGGUGGAGAGGUUGGACCUAACCAACCCGCCAGCUGAAGACGUUCUUUUCAAAGUAGAAGGGAAAGUUCCAAAUCUGAACAAUGGAGACGUCAAUGCUGACGAUGAUUUCCAGAGGGAGAUGUUCUUCUAUCGUCAAGCUCAAGCUACAGUCCUGGAGGCACUGCCCCUUUUAAACAAGCAUGGCAUAUCCACCAAAAGACCUGACGACUAUUUUGCAGAGAUGGCCAAGUCAGACCAGCACAUGCAGAAGAUUAGGACGAAGCUCAUCUCAAAGCAGCAGAUAAUAGAGAAAUCGGAGAAAGCAAAGAAACUCCGCGAGCAAAGGAAGUUUGGUAAAAAGGUCCAAAUAGAAGUAAUCCAGAAGAGACAGAAAGAGAAGAAAGCUAUGAUGUCUGCUGUAAAGAAAUACCAGAAAGGAAUGAGUGACAAACUGGAUUUCUUGGAAGGAGACAAAAAGAUGGGUAAAGACUCUUCUCAGGGCCCCAAGAAAGCGUUGAACAAGAAGGGCUCCAAUGCCAAGAGAAAAUACAAGGACCAGAAGUUUGGCUUUGGGGGCAAGAAAAGUGGAAAGAAGUGGAACACCAAGGAGAGUUUCAAUGAUGUUUCCAGUUUCCGCGCCAAAGUGGCUCAUGCAAAGGGCGGCAAAGGAGGGAAGAAAGGCAAAGGAGGACAAAAUAAACGCCCAGGCAAGUCGGUACGCAAGAAGAUGAAGUCUCGCUCAUAAAAACUGUCACAGGCAGGUCAAUAGGUUGGAUUUAAACCUUUCUUCUAGGCAGGAUCUGCCCACUUGCUCCCCAGUCUCUCAUCCAUAUACUUCAGGAGCCAUUUAGGAGAACAUGGGCUUUUAUUCUACACUUUUUGUACUAUAUGCCUUCAGUAAAUGUCUGGAUUGAUAUGGAGGGACCCUUCAAGCCACAGACAGAGACACCUUCUGCCAUCUACAUAUAGGAAGCCGUAUGAAGGACAUGACGGGUGCAGAAAUGGUAAACCCAAGAGUGGACUACAUAGAGCUACCCAAACCACAAAGUAGUGUUCCAAAAAAAAGAGUAUCUGAAUGUUACGGAAAUAAAAGUCUGUUCUUUAUUAUAGACCAGUUUUUAUGUUCUAUGGACAUAAUUAUGUCUCUCUAUACCUAUUUGAUAAAGUGGUUUUAAAGCAACUUUCCGUGAUCACACCUCAAUAUCUACACCAACCUUCUUGCCAUCUAAUUUAUGCUGUGUGCUCCAGAGUGUUUAGUGUCUUCUUUUUUCUAGCUCAGCUCCUUGACUCAUUUCUCUCCCAUGUGACAUGACAUUUUAUAAUAUUGAGCAGCUGUUAGUUUUGCCCUUUCCCCACAUUAAUAUGAUAAGUAUGCGAUGGACAAGUGUGCUUCGUAUAGACCUGUGUAAAUGUUUCCCCUGCAAGUGUUUUUCUUAGCUUGCUAAGAUGGAAAUGAAAAAGGGCAGCUUCUGGCGAUGACAACUUUGUAUGAUUAAAAAAUCUGAACAUA